This is a messenger RNA of Candoia aspera, 918 nucleotides long. Its product is annotated as olfactory receptor 2A5-like. Gene Ontology annotation, cellular component: plasma membrane. Gene Ontology annotation, biological process: detection of chemical stimulus involved in sensory perception of smell; G protein-coupled receptor signaling pathway. The record is from RefSeq and is a predicted model, not a curated record. Bases 1 to 918 code for a protein of 305 amino acids. Gene Ontology annotation, molecular function: olfactory receptor activity; G protein-coupled receptor activity. Lineage: Eukaryota; Metazoa; Chordata; Lepidosauria; Squamata; Candoiidae. The transcript has a single exon.
AUGGCAAAUCAAACAUAUGUGGCUGAAUUCCUUCUGCUUGGCCUUUCUAGAAGCUUGAAGAUCCGUCUUUUAUUGCUUGGACUUUUCUCUGUAGUCUACGCUCUCACCCUGGUGGGCAACACAAUCAUCCUGAUGCUCAUCUGGCUGGAUGCCCGACUCCACACGCCCAUGUAUUUCUUCCUGAGCCAACUUGCCUGUGUGGAUAUCUGCUAUACUUCCAGCACAAUCCCCCAGAUGCUGGCCAACCUUCAAAGCCCAAGACGAGCCAUCUCAGUGGUUGGCUGUGCCAUGCAGAUGUAUAUCUUUCUGGUCUUGGCCACAGCAGAGUGCUUUUUCCUUGCAGUGAUGGCAUAUGAUAGAUAUGUGGCAAUAUGCCAUCCAUUGCAUUACACAGUCCUCAUGAACAGAAGAAUGUGCACCAUUACGGCCAUGACAUGCUGGACUAGCGGCCUUGUCCUGCCAGUGGUCCAUACUGUUCUCACUUGGCAGUUGCCAUUCUGUGGCCCUAACUUGAUAGAUCACUUCUUUUGUGAAAUGCCAGCUUUGCUGAAGCUGGCAUGUGCUGAUACCAGAAUUAUUAAAAAGGUUACUUCGGUGGGGUGCAUUUUCACCUUGCUUAUUCCCAUCUCCUUUAUCAUGACAACUUACAUCCGCAUCCUAGCAACCAUCUUGAAAAUCCAAUCUGCACAAGGGCAGCACAAAGCUUUCUCCACAUGUGGUUCCCAUAUGACAGCUGUGGUGCUUUUCUACGGCAGUGCCAUAUUUAUGUACAUGAGACCAGAGUCCAGCCACUCUCCAGGCCAGGACAAAAUGAUUUCCCUGUUUUAUAGCAUUGUCAUUCCUUUGUGCAAUCCCAUUAUUUACAGUUUGAAAAAUAAGGAUAUGAAAAGAGCUUUGGCUAAAAUUCUACAGUUGUGA